Molecule: messenger RNA, 4646 nt
Organism: Saimiri boliviensis boliviensis (Bolivian squirrel monkey)
Lineage: Eukaryota; Metazoa; Chordata; Mammalia; Primates; Cebidae
Source: RefSeq, a predicted model, not a curated record
AGGUAGAGAGCGUGAUUGCAGUCCCAGGGGAGGGAGUCCGAGCUAGAACACCAAUUACAAACCGCAGGCUUCCUGUUCUAGGGAGUUGAUCCAGAAUUGUCUUUCUGAAAGGAAGCACUCGAAUCCUUCUGAACUUCCCAAGUCCAUCCAUGAUUCAGAAAUACUGCCUUCUCUCUCUGGGAUUUUCUGUGUUUCCGAUUGUGAAUUGUCGUUGACGUAUUUGCUCCUUUGCUUCUUUUCUCUUUUAAGACUUGAUCAUUUUAUAUGCUGUUUGGAGAAAAAAAAAAAAGAACUUUUAUUAGAAAGGAGUUUUCAGAAAUGAUUUUGAAUGUUCUAUAAGUGUUUAAUCUAGUUCUUGGGACAGCAGCUCUCAUCCUGGAAUAAAUUUCUGCCUUUGACCUGCAUGGAUUAUUUUUUCAGGCUGCGGAAUUUCUCGGCACCUACCUGUAGUAUGGGGCACUUGGUCUGGUUGCAGAGUAAGAAGGUGGAAGAAUGAGCUGCACUUGGUUAAGCAGUUGAAACCUUUUUUGAGCAGGAUCUGUAAAAGCGUAAUUGAAUUUGUUUCACCCCCGUGGAUUCCAGUGGGCCCGACAGCACAACAGUGCCUGGCAACUUGAUGCAUAUGGAAGAGCAAUGCCAAGCGAUCUGACAUAAUAUAAAUUCAGGAUGUGACAUUCAAUCACAAGCAAAGUUGGAAAUUCCAAAGAGAAGUAGUGAGACCUUUACUAGUCACAGUGAAGAUGGGAGAAAAUGACAUACCUGCAGCAGAUGUGGGCUGAAAAUAUCCUCUUCUCUGCCCAAUCAGGAAUGCCACCUGUUCUUGGGAAUAAACUUUAGAGAAAGGAAGGGCCAAAACUACGACUUGGCUUUCUGAAACUGAAGCAUAAAUGUUCUUUUCCUCCAUUUGUCUGGAUCUGAGAACCUGCAUUUGGUAUUAGCUAGUGGAAGCAGUAUGUAUGGUUGAAGUGCAUUGCUGCAGCUGGUAGCAUGAGUGGUGGCCACCAGCUGCAGCUGGCUGCCCUCUGGCCCUGGCUGCUGAUGGCUACCCUGCAGGCAGGCUUUGGACGCACCGGACUGGUACUGGCAGCAGCGGUGGAGUCUGAAAGAUCCGCAGAACAGAAAGCUAUUAUCAGAGUGAUCCCCUUGAAAAUGGACCCCACAGGAAAACUGAAUCUCACUUUGGAAGGUGUGUUUGCUGGUGUUGCUGAAAUAACUCCAGCAGAAGGAAAAUUAAUGCAGUCCCACCCCCUGUACCUGUGCAAUGCCAGUGAUGACGACAAUCUGGAGCCUGGAUUCAUCAGCAUCGUCAAGCUGGAGAGUCCCCGACGGGCCCCCCGCCCCUGCCUGUCACUGGCCAGCAAGGCCCGGAUGGCAGGUGAGCGAGGAGCCAGUGCUGUGCUCUUUGAUAUUACUGAAGAUCGAGCUGCUGCUGAGCAGCUGCAGCAGCCGCUGGGGCUGACCUGGCCAGUAGUGUUGAUCUGGGGUAAUGAUGCUGAGAAGCUGAUGGAGUUUGUGUACAAGAACCGAAAGGCCCAUGUGAGGAUCGAGCUGAAGGAGUCCCCGGCCUGGCCAGACUAUGACGUGUGGAUCCUUCUGACAGUGGUGGGCACCAUCUUUGUGGUCAUCCUGGCUUCGGUGCUGCGCAUCAGGUGUCGCCCCCGCCAGAGUAGGCCGGAUCCACUUCAGCAGAGAACAGCCUGGGCCAUCAGCCAGCUGGCCACCAGGAGGUACAAGGCCAGCUGCAGGCGGGCUCGAGGUAAGAGGCCAGACUCGGGGAGCAGCUGCAGCUCAGCCCCCGUGUGUGCCAUCUGCCUGGAGGAGUUCUCUGAGGGGGAGGAACUACGGGUCAUUUCCUGCCUCCAUGAGUUCCAUCGUAACUGCGUGGACCCCUGGUUACAUCAGCAUCGGACCUGCCCCCUCUGCAUGUUCAACAUCAUAGAGGGAGAUUCAUUUUCCCAGUCCCUAGGACCCUCUCGAUCUUACCAAGAACCAGGUCGAAGACUCCACCUCAUUCGCCAGCAUCCUGGCCAUGCCCACUACCACCUCCCUGCUGCCUACCUGUUGGGCCCUUCCCGGAGUACAGUGGCUCGGCCCCCACGACCUGGUCCCUUCCUGCCAUCCCAGGAGACAGGCGUGGGCCCUCGGCAUCACCGCCUCCCCAGAGCUGCACAUACCUGGGCUCCAGGAGAGCAGCAGCCCCUGGCAGGGGCCCCACACCCCUAUGCACAAGGCUGGGGACUGAGCCAUCUCCAGUGCACCUCACAGCACCCUGCUGCUUGCCCAGUGCCCCUGCGCCGGGCCAGACCCCCUGACAGCAGUGGAUCUGGAGAAAGCUAUUGCACAGAACGCAGUGGGUACCUGGCAGAUGGGCCAGCCAGUGACUCCAGCUCAGGGCCCUGUCAUGGCUCUUCCAGUGACUCUGUGGUCAACUGCACGGACAUCAGCCUACAGGGCAUCCAUGGCAGCAGCUCUACUUUCUGCAGCUCCCUGAGCAGUGAUGUUGACCCCUUGGUGUACUGCAGCCCUGAAGGGGAUCCCCAGCAGGUGGACAUGCAGCCCAGUGUGGCCUCUCGGCCUCGUUCCUUAGAUUCAGUGGUGCCCACAGGGGAAACCCAGGUUGCCAGCCAUGUUCACUACCACCGCCACCGGCACCACCACUACAAAAAGCAGUUCCAGUGGCAUGGCAGGAAGCCUGGCCCAGAAACUGGGGUCUCCCAGUCCAGGCCGCCUAUUCCUCAGACACAGCCCCAGCUGGAGCCACCUUCUCCUGAUCAGCAAGUCACCAGAUCCAACUCAGUGGCCCCUUUGGGGCAGCUCUCUAACCCACAGAGGCCCAGGGCCCUCCCUGAGCCAGCCCCUGGCCCAGCUGAAGCCUCCAGCAUCUGCCCCAGUACCAGCAGUCUUUUCAACUUGCAAAAAGCCAGCCUCUCUGCCCGACACCCACAGAGGAAACGGCGGGGAGGUCCCUCUGAGCCCACCCCUGCUUCUCGGCCCCAGGAUGCAACUGUGCACCCAGCUUGCCAGAUUUUUCCCCAUUACAGCUCUAACCAGGCAUAUCCUUGGUCCCCAGAGGCACACCCCUUGAUCUUUGGACCUUCAGGACUGGACAGGAGGCUGCUACCAGAAACCCCAGGCCCCUGUUACUCAAAUUCACAGCCAGUGUGGUUGUGUCUGGCUCCUCGCCGGCCCCUGGAACCACAUCCACCUGGGGAGGGGCCUUCUGAAUGGAGUUCUAACACUGCAGAGGGCAGGCCGUGCCCUUAUCCACACUGCCAGGUGCUGCCGGCCCAGCCGGGCUCAGAGGAGGAACUCGAGGAGCUGUGUGAACAGGCUGUGUGAGAUGUUCAGGCCUAGCUCCAACUAAGAGUGUGCUCCAGCUGAGUCUGGGCCCUGCCUGGCACGGAGUCCUGCUCCGGGGAGAAGAAAGGACCAUAGCAAACACCAGUCUUUUUUGCCAUAUUUCCUAGAAGCACUGGAAGAGGAUUGGUGAUGGUGGAGGGCAGGAGGGUGCUGUUUCCUGCUCCAGCUCCAGACCUUGUCUGCAGAACACACCUGCAGUGCAGCAAGUCCGUGUCCAGCCAGGCGACCAGCUCCUGCCUGUGGCAUGUGUGGGCUGGAUCCCUUGAAGGCUGAGUUUUUUGAGGGCAGAAAGCUAGCUAUGGGUAGCCAGGUGUUACAAAGGUGCUGCUCCUUCCCCGAUCCCUACUAGAUCUCCCUCACCCCAGGCCUCAUGUUCAUACCAGCCAGUGGGUUCAGCAGAACACAUGAUGCCUUAUCACCUCCCUCCUCAGGUGAGCUCUGCACACCAGCUUUGGCCCCUCCACAGUAAGGCUGCUACAUCAGGGGCAACCCAGGCUCUACCAUUCCUUUUUUGCCAAAAGGACCAGGCGUAUAGGUAAGCCUGGAGCACUAAGAGGAGGGAUCCCUGAAGCUUUCCCAUUCUAGUGUGUAGUUCUGUCCCUGAGGGGGGUACUGCAGAAGAACUCUUCUUGCUUCAGCAGCCUUAGCUCCGCUGGGGGUUUAGAGUAAGAAUAUUGGAGAGGGAAAAACUCCUCUUUGAAGAUUUCCUGUCUCAGAGUCCCAGAGCAGGUGGAAAGGAGAGAAUUUCUGCUGGACUUCAUCUGGGCAGAGGGAGGAAGGAUGGAAUGAAGGUAGAAAAGGCAGAAUUACAGCUGAGCAGGGACAACAAAGAGUUCUCUGGGAGAAGUUUUGUCUCAGAGCAGGGAUGGAGAAUGGGGGAGAACAAAGGAAAAGCAAAGUGUGACCCUUAGGUUUGGAGGGACCAGAAACCCAGCUCGCCAGUAUAAGCCAUGCAGGCCAGGGACCCACAGGAGAGUGGAUUAGAGCAGAAGUCUGGCCUAGGCCGCUUAACACAGAGUGGACAAGGGCUGAGGAGCCUCCACAGGGUGACAUUCACCCCAGGGCAGCCUGACCACUGUUGGCCCCUCAGGCAUUAUCCCAUUUGGAAUGUGAAUGUGGGGACAAAGUGGGCACAGGACCCCACCUGGGAACCUUCUUCCCUGUUAGUGGGGAGACUAGCACCUAGGCACCCACAUGGGUAUUUAUAUCUGAACCAGACAGAAAGACGCUUGAAUCAGGCACUACGUUGAGAAAUGUAUUUAUUUGCUAAUAUAUUUAUCCACAAA